This is a messenger RNA of Marmota monax (woodchuck), 9448 nucleotides long. RefSeq names its product glycerol-3-phosphate dehydrogenase 1 like (gene Gpd1l). The record is from RefSeq and is a predicted model, not a curated record. NCBI's taxonomy places the organism in Eukaryota, Metazoa, Chordata, Mammalia, Rodentia, Sciuridae. The transcript is spliced from 8 exons. Bases 424 to 1362 code for a protein of 312 amino acids. Gene Ontology annotation, cellular component: cytosol; glycerol-3-phosphate dehydrogenase (FAD) complex. Gene Ontology annotation, biological process: glycerol-3-phosphate catabolic process; carbohydrate metabolic process. Gene Ontology annotation, molecular function: protein homodimerization activity; NAD binding; glycerol-3-phosphate dehydrogenase [NAD(P)+] activity.
CGACCUCGGGGCCAGGCUGGGCACUGCGCGCCAGGGGAGGCCGCACCGAGGUCCUAGCCGGGAAAUCUCUGGGCCCUCGUGCCCGCGGGGGCAACGCAGACCGAGGGCACCGCGCACCCAUGGGCACCUGUCCGCGCUUAGGUAGCCGCGCGGCGAGCGCACUGAAGCCACCUGCUCACCACGCCCUGAUGUUUUGCGCAAUCUUCUGAGGUCGUUCUCAAUUCUCCCUACCGAUCGCCUGGGUCGAGGAAUUGAAGGAGGCCCAAGAAUUAGUGUAGUUUUGAUGUUGGGCAGACCGAAGCACAGAGGGCUUGUUAUUCGGGUCUCUGGCGGGGCAAGCUCUGCCCAUUAAGGGGUUCAGCUGUUGCAAAAAUAAUUGGUAAUAAUGUCAAGAAACUACAGAAGUUUGCCUCCACAGUCAAGAUGUGGGUCUUUGAGGAAACAGUGAAUGGGAGAAAACUGACAGACAUCAUAAAUAGUGACCAUGAAAAUGUCAAAUAUCUCCCUGGACACAAGCUGCCAGAAAAUGUGGUCGCCGUCUCCAAUCUCAGCGAGGCUGUGCAGGAUGCAGACCUGCUGGUGUUUGUCAUCCCCCACCAGUUCAUUCACAAAAUCUGCGAUGAGAUCACUGGCAGAGUACCCAAGAAAGCACUGGGGAUCACCCUCAUCAAGGGCAUAGACGAGGGCCCCGAGGGACUGAAACUCAUUUCUGACAUCAUCCGGGAGAAGAUGGGCAUUGACAUCAGUGUGCUGAUGGGCGCCAACAUUGCCAGCGAGGUGGCUGCGGAGAAGUUCUGUGAGACCACCAUUGGCAGCAAAGUCAUGGAGAACGGCCUUCUCUUCAAAGAACUUCUGCAAACCCCCAAUUUCCGAAUAACUGUGGUCGAUGAUGCAGACACGGUUGAACUUUGUGGUGCUCUUAAGAACAUUGUGGCCGUGGGAGCUGGGUUCUGCGAUGGCCUCCGCUGUGGAGACAACACCAAAGCCGCCGUCAUCCGCCUCGGCCUCAUGGAAAUGAUCGCUUUCGCCAGGAUCUUCUGCAAGGGCCAGGUGUCCACAGCCACCUUCCUGGAGAGCUGUGGGGUGGCUGACCUGAUAACCACCUGCUACGGAGGGCGGAACCGCAGGGUGGCAGAGGCAUUCGCCAGAACUGGGAAGACCAUUGAAGAAUUGGAGAAGGAGAUGCUGAAUGGGCAGAAGCUCCAAGGACCUCAGACUUCUGCUGAAGUAUACCGCAUCCUCAAACAGAAGGGACUCAUGGAUAAGUUUCCAUUGUUUACUGCCGUGUAUCAGAUCUGCUACGAAGGCCGACCUGUCUCAGAGAUGCUGUCCUGUCUCCAGAGCCAUCCAGAGCACAUCUAACGGGAAUCACAUAACGGGCUGGGGAAAGUCCUGCCUCUCCUAUCAGUCUAUUGGGUUCAUGUGGAAACCAACACUUGGCAACAAGAGAUUUGCCCAAUCGUGCUCCCAACACGGACAUGUAUGAAUUGUUACAGGUUCGUUUUUUAAUUACGAGAGGCAGUUCGUUGGCUCAACUGUACAGGGCAACAACUAAACACACAUGUGGGCAUGUGUGUUAACUUCUCAUUGUGUGGGUGUUUCUACUAAUCAAUAUUAUACAUCCUUUUUAAAGAUCACAUUUGAAAUUUCCCCACUGUGGUACUCUAUAAGAUUGGGACUAUCUCAGCUAAAUUUUUUAGGUGUACUUCAUAUGUAUUUGAGUGGAUGAAUUAUUUUUUUUCUCCUUCUUUUGAUGAUAAAUUUAACCAACAUUAAAAUGGUUGGUAGGAUGAGGAAGGGAAUGUGUUCAAAGAUCACCGUAUUUAACAUUUAAACACUAUCUCAAACCAGCAUAAUUAACUUACUUUGAUUGUGGGUUGGUGUUUUUUUUUGUUGUUUGUUUGUUUGUGUUUUACAAUUAGAUAACUUUCAAUUAGAUAAUCCACUUAUAUACUUCCCCUCAAGUCCCCCAGAUCCUCUGAGAGGGUGCUGCUAUUAUUCCUCUUGAAAGAUGCAGUUGCUAUACCUGGUCAUCUGGGUGUGUGGGAACAGAGCCAGGAAUGGAGUGCGCACUCUCUACCUGCCAACAUGUGGGACCUUUUAAGAUACUACUAGGCUUUUCUGGCCUCCGGCUACUUGGUUGUGGCAAGUGUCCCAUGCAACCUUUCCUGAGGUCACAGGAGGACAUCCUGACACUGAGAUGUGUGGGGGUCAGGGUCUUGAUGAUUGCCACACCAGGUGUGGUCCACGGUCGGGUAGGAUCUGCUUCACUCUUUGGAAUCCAGUUUCCCAGGCCCUGCCCUGGACCCCCGAGUGCUAUCUCUGCUUCAGUACACCUUCCGUGUGUUUCUGAUGCUCACUCUAAUUUGAGAACCACUACUUUCAAAAAUCUACUUCAUCCUGGCCUGUCACACAUUGUGUUCCACAGGAAGCAAGCAUCCUGGACUCCAGGGGUUGUUCCAGGAGUACAGGAGACCUGGGGGAAGCUGCACACGUCCAUCCCUCUUGAAGGUGUAGAAUGUAUGUUAGUGUCAGGGGAAGCUCUUUGCUUACCCCGGCGAGUCCCAAACACGGUGGGCUUAGGGAGAUGUUUUAGCAAAGGAAACUAGCCAAAGUUUCCAGGGAACACUGUUGUAGGCUGAGGUGACUUUAGGACAGCUCGAGUGGAUCCUUUGCUCUCUGCAAGCAAUGAGCAUGAAUAGCUACCUGUGGAAUUGUGAGUUCUGAACUUUUGCAGUUCAGGUCAGCCAUGAAUCUUUUAUGGAGCUUUAAGGUGACACUGUCGAAUACAACAAAGUCUACUUGUCAGCCUCGCUGAAACGCACAUUAUGUGGGAUAAGUGCUUUUAAUUUUAGAAUUAGAAUGGAAUGACUGUACCCCUCAAAAUGAGAUUGGUUUCGGAAUACCAUUCCACAGUUACCUUAUAUAGCAUUCCAUAAGUAUUAAAAGAACCUAUGAAUGUCAUUUAUAUAUUCAUGAAUUUUUAGUUACUUUGUGAGAUUUUUUUUUUUGCCCCACCCAACCCCAACCCUAGUUUGAGGGGUUAUUUUUCCCUUCUUUCUUUUGUUCUUCUAUAACUGAAAUGAUUGUAGAAUUGAUUUCCGUGGGAAUUCUAAAAGCUAUCUAAAACAUUUCUGGGGCCUUUUUCAGCCUCAUACACAGAAGUACAUGGAAGCACACACAGUGCUACAGGUUUCAGCAGUUUUAAUGCCGCUGUUAAAUCAAUUUUGGGGUCUCCUGAUAAAUCUUUUUUAAAGUUUGUACAUAGGUAACAAAGAGUUACUUUUUAAGAUAUAAAAAGGGCUGUAAGCUAAUUGUGGUGUCUACUAAGUAGGAUCAUGUGCUGGGAAGAUUUGGGAUUUUGUGUUUUCCCAUCUGCAUUCAGCCUCCUCUGGGUUUUGAACCUGAAUGUUUUUUCUUUCCAAAUCCCCUCUUACUGGAGCUGGGCAUUAUGGCACAUGCCUAUCAUCCCUGCGGCUUGGGAGGCUGAGGCAGGAGGAUCAUGAGUUCAAAGCCAGCCUCAGCACUUAGCAAGGCCCUAAGCAACUUAGCAAGACCCUAUCUCUAAAUAAAAUGUAUAAAAAGGGCUGGGGAUGUGGCUCAGUGGUUAAGUGCCUCUGGAUAUACUCCCUGGUACCAAAAAAAAAAAAAUCCCUUCUUACCGCUCUGAAUUCUGCUGACCAUACCUCUCGAACAUACUUAUGAUAAUCUGCACAUUAUGGGAAAAGGUAAAUUUUAUAUAAGUUUAUGCUCUGCUACUUAUAGAUAUUUAUUACUCUACGAGUCAUCUAUUUUUGUAACCACCUGUGGUCCGUCCUUUAUUUUAACUCACACUUCUUACCAAUGAUGGUGAUAGGGAGGGAGACACCGAGAUUAGGAAAGUUCAUUUGUACUAUUUCAGCCAAUCUGUGAAUGUAAAAACUACCCUGUGGCCUUGCUGUGGUCCACCCCACCUGGUGUGGAACAGAUGCCUGUCUUGACCCCCACCCUCGGGAUGGAGUGGAGCUCACUCUCUGGUUCUUUCCUCUCGCCCUUACCUGCAGCACAGCCCUGUGGGGUCGGCCUGCGGGGGGUGUUCUGGGGAGGUGCCAAUUGUGCAAAGGGAACUUGAGUUUUUCCACUGGUUCUGAUCUGCUGCCCAUUUACUUACACGUGGACUGUAUUUGUUUACAGACGGUAGGUGGAUGUAUGAUUUAAAGCUUGGUUUAAUAAACAUUUAACCCCUCCAAACUUGUGUUAUGGAUUCUGUUAUUCUUUUUUGUCAUCAAAGUUCAUAGAUUUAUGUAGGUCAGCUUUUUGCUAAAAUCAGAAUUUUGCUGCAUUAUCAAUAUUCAGGGUACUUUGAAGAAAGGCCUCAUCUCUGAUCUCAGUUUUCAUUGCUUGCUGAUUUUUGCUUGCUUGUUUGUUUGUUUGUUUGAAGCAGUGUCUCAGUAUGUUGCCUACACUUGCCUCAAAUUUGUGGGCUCAAGUUCUUCUCUUGCCUCAGUCUCCCAGGUAGCUGGGUUUACAGGCUUGCUGAUGUUUUUACAUAUUUACAGUUCUGGGCAGAGACCUUUUAGUUCUGGUUACACAGCGUAUGGAUGAACUUGAAAUUCUAUCCUCUCCACCCCAAAUACCUAGAAAAACUAGGAAGAUGUAACAAGUAUCUUUUUUUUUUUUUUGCAGGGGAGGUACUGGGGAUUGAACUCAGGGGCACUCAACCACUGAGCCACAUCCCCAGCCCUAUUUUGUAUUUUAUUUAGAGACAGGGUCUCACUGAGUAGUUUGGUGUCUCACUGUUGCUAAGGCUGGCUUUGAACUCACCAUCCUCCUGCCUCAGCCUCCUGAGCAGCUGAGAUUGCAAACAUGCCCCACCGCACCUGGCACAAGAAUCCUUUUAUACACAGGGCAAAUCUCACAAAAAUGUGAGGGAAGUUCAGGAACCUGAAGCAAACAAGGGCUAAUAGAGUCCUGAGGCUUGAGUUGCAGAUAGAUCUUCUGCUGACAAUGGAGCCCUCCAAAGGCCACGCUGCCAGCGGAGAAACGGACUAAGAAAACCCAGGUCUAGGCACAAAGAAGCUGAGCUUCAGGAGGAGAAAAAUAUUUCUGCUGAAGAAUUUUAAUCAGGGAUACAGCACAACAAUCAUGAUUGGGGUUUCAAUUUUUAAAACUAGGAAACCAUAAGCAAAAAAUUGCAUAGAAAUUAGAACUUGAGGGGCUGGGGUUGUGGCUCAAUGGUAGAGCACUCGUCUCGCACGCGCGGGACCCUGGGUUCAAUCCUUGGGACCACAUAAAAAAUAAGUGAGCGAAAUAAAGGUGUUGUGUCCAACUACAACUAUAAAAUAAAUAUUAAGGAAAAAAAAUAAAUUAGAACUUGAGUUAUAAUCCCAGUAGGUACCUGACAAAAGCAAGCAUAGACCACUGCAGAAAUCCACUCCCCAUCCAGGCUGCCUGGGCUUCCCAUAAAUAUAGUCCCCAAUAAAUUAUGAAAUAAUGACACAGUAAUUCUUUGUGAGUGAAAGUCAACCUAUUUUCUAAAACAAAAGACUUUAGACUCCUAGGGUUUCAGAUAAUUCAAUAACACGAUAGAUGCUUUGGAAGGUAUUUUUUAAACUAAAGACAUAAAGAUUUAAAAAUAUUAAGGAAGAAAUCAAUAUUGUUAAAAUGUCCCUGCUACUGAAAAUGAUCUGCAGAUUCAAUGUAAUCCCUAUCAAAAUACCAAUGACAUUAUUGACAAAACUAGAAACACAGUCCUAAGAUUCAUAUAGAGCCAGAUACCAUGGUGCUCAUCUGUAAUCUCAGUGACAGAAUGAAGAGACAACCUAUAGAAAAGAGAAGUAUUUUCAAACUAUACAAAGGAUUGCUAUCCAGAAGAUGUAAGCAACUCAGAAAACUUGAUAGCAAAGAAACAUAACCCAAUUGAAAAAUGGGCAGUACAUCUAAAUAGACCUUUCUUUAAUGGAAACAUACAGAUGGCCAACAGGUAUGAAAAACAGUUCAACAUCACUAAUCACAGGAAACAUGCAAAUCAAACCCUGAGAUAUCACCUCACUCCAGUAAGAAUGGCUGUUAUCUAAAAGAUAACAAGUGCUGGGGAGGAGGUAGAGAAAAUGGAAGCCUUCCAUGGUGUUGGGAAUGUGAAUUAGUUCAGCUAUUACGGAAAACAAUAUGGAGGUUUCUAAAAAAUGUAAAAUGAAUCUACUAUAGAGCAAUCAUCAUAUAGUUAACUUUUGUGUUUUGAGUUAACUUUUGUGAUCAAAACAAGCACAACUUAAAGGAGGAAAAGUUUAUUUGGGAAUCAUAGUUUCAGAAGUCUUAGCCUGUAGAUGGCCAACUCCAUUGUUUUGGGCUCAAAGUGAGGCAGGACAUCAGUGAGGAAGGGUUGAGUUUCAGAAAGCCACUUAGCUCUUGGUGGAGUUAGGAAGCUAAAGUGGGAGUGGGGGCACUGGAAAUCCUCCAGCCACACCUCACCUGGCUACAGUUGCCACCCCAUCAGUCCAUUCAGACUAGGAUGCACUGAUUAGGUUGCAGCUUCUCACAAUCCAAUUCCUUUCCCUCUGCAUACUCGUGCAUUAACAAGAGUGUUUUGGGGACACUUCACAUCCAAACUAUGACACCAUUCCCAAACCCAGUAUAUGGAAGAGAUAUCUUCUGCACUCUUGUGGGUUUUUGUUUGUUUGUGGUGCUGGGGAUUUAACCCAGGGCCCUGUGCAUGCCAGGCAAGCACACUGAGCUAUAUCCCCAGGUCUGUACUCCCGUGCUGAUUGCAGCACUAUUCACAAUAGUCAAGAAAUGGAAACAACCUAAGUGUCCAUCAUCUGAUACAUGGAUAAAGAAAAUGUACCACACACACACACACACACACACACACACACAGUGAAGUACUAUUUGGCUGCAAAACAGAAUGAAAUCCUGUAAUUUUUAAUAACAUGGGUACAACUGGAGGUCAUUAUGUUAAAGUGAAAUAAGGCAAAGAAAAACAAAUACCAUAUGACUUCAUUUGUAUGUAGAAUCUAAAAAAGUGGAUCUUAUACAUAUAGACUAGAAUGGUAACUAGUAGAUGCUGGGGACAGUGGAGGCAGUUGGAGAGAGGUGGAUUUGCAGGUAUUAUAGGGGAAAGAAGUUCCUGUGUCAUAUUACACAGCAGGGUGACUAAAGAUGAUAAUGUACCGUAUGUUUUUUGAAAGCUUGAAGAAAGGGUUUUGAAUGUUUUCACCAUAAAUGAUCAAUGUUUGAGGAGACAGCUAUUUCUACUCUUAUAUACAUUAUACAGUGUAUACAUCACAUGACACCUCAUUAAUAUGUAUAGUUUUUACUUAUUGGUUAAAAUGAGAUUUUAAAAUAAAGAGUUUAAUAUAAAUGCAUAUGUACAUACAGCAAAAUACCGUGGAGGGGGAAACCUAACCAGACAGAUUUGGAAAAGAACCAACUAGAACAUGUAGGAAUUAAAUAAUCAGUUGGAUUUUAAAAAACCGCUGAGUAAAUAAAUUUAAAACAGGUCUGAUGGAGGUAGAGAUAGAAUUAGCAAACUGACAAAUGGAUAUGAAGUAAUAAAGUAGCAAAGAAAAUAUUUGAGAAUUUAAGAGGUAAGUAGAGGAUUGGAUAAUAAGACUACAGAAAAGAGAAAAGGGAGAGGCAGUUUAAAAAUAAAAAGAACAACAACUAAACAGGCCCAGCAUACAGUGGUGUACACCUGUAAUCCCAGCAGCUCUGGAGGCUGAGGCAGAAGAAUCGCAAGUUCAAAGCCAGCCUCAGCAACUUAGUGAGGCCCUCAGUAACUCAGCAAGACUCUGUCUCAAAAUUAAAAAUAAAAAGAGCUGAGGAUGUGGCCCAAUGGUUAAAGUGCCCCUUGGGUUCAAUCUCUGGUAUCAACAUAAAUUUAAAAAACAGGCUAAAAUUGUCCAGAAGUAACUGUAUACAUUCAGUUUUAUAUUAUUUUCUCUGAUAUAUUUCUGCUAAUCUUAUCACCCAAUCUUUAUAGCUUUGUGAUUGCAUAUCAACCAAACUGAUGGCGAACUUUUCAUUUGGGGGAAAUAAAUCCUAUGAGGAAUCUAUAAGCAUAACAUCCUAUUAAUCUGAAGUUGUGAUUGAUUGGACCAUGAUGGAACAGAGUCAGAGGUGAAUGUGUUACCUGUGGUGGGGUUAGAGGGCAGCAGGUGUGGUGCUCAAGCUCUUGGUUAACCUUCAAUACCCAUGCUAUUAAACCUAGUUAGCUAACUCUUCUUUGGAGCUCACUUUGCUUUUAAGUGGGAGUCUCUGUGCACUCUGGCUGGUGGCAUCACUGUGAAGGUCGGUGAAGAGCAGGAGAUCUUAAAAUAUCUAAGGAGAAAAAUCAUCAUCAAAGUAAUGGCAGCAUGUGGCAGGAGCAAGGUGGUGUGUUCACUAAAUUAUUUUACAUCUUGUAGUGACAUACUAAACUGCAUUUCCCAGCUUCCCCAGCAGCACUCAGUGAUACCAUGGUGGCACCAUGUGAUUGAGUUCUAGCCACAGGCAUAGGAAGGAAAAAACUCCCACUUCCAGAUGUGAUGUUCUGCUUCAUUCCUUAUGUUCUCUUUUCCUGGAUACUUGUUGGAUGGAUAUCAACUUCCAGGAUGAUCUAGAAGCCAUAUGUUGAAAAUGCUAUAAUCUCUUUCAGCCAAGUUUUCUAGAAGGUAGUGUAGAGAAAAACCCCUCAUUUUUGGUCCACAAUGGACCGUGAUAGAUACAAAAAAGGAAUCGUUCUAUUAUAUCGCUGAGACUUAGGGGUUGUUUGUUAUAGCAGCUAAUAUAACUUACCCUAAUGUAUUGCUAAAAAAGAUGUUUAAAGAAUCAAGAAAAGAAAUGGACUUUGCAGAAACAGCAAGAGAUUUGGGAGAAUUUUAUCCCUUGGUUACCAUAAUGUGUCUGCUUUGCAACCUUUGUUUGGACAUGGGACUGUGUCGGAAAAUGAGUGAGCCUGUGGGUGUGUCUCUCUUCUCUAGGACCAGCUAAAUCCAACUGGCUAAAUCCAGACUUUGUGUGGUUGUAUCCUUCCUCUGUCAUGUACACAGGUCCAGGAUUUAUAAGACUUGCUUACUUAACACUAGAGAAGCACCCCCACCCGCCCUGCCACACAUGAUGAUGCUUAGAAACAUCACUAGAUCUUAGAUAAGAUCACCCACUGGCUGCCAUAUCGGAAAAUCACGACUGGCUAAAAAUAAAAAAGGAGUGGCUCUUCAGCUCGCCCUCAAAAAUUAAGGAAUUUAACUUCUCUGAAUUUUACACAUUGUGAGUGAAACAGAGGCACUGGAAAAAGUACUUUGUCAUUGAACUUAAUGUACCCUAUAAUUUGUCAAAUUGGUGUUAUUUGACUUGUUGCAAAUGGAAAUGCUUUUAUGCUAUGAUAGGAAUGUUAUUUGCAGUUCUUUUCUGUUACUGUGCAUAUUUAUUUUUAAAUAACUUUUGAAUAGGAAACAGUCACUUAAUUAAAAAAUAAAGACCCUUUUCCAAA